Messenger RNA from Macrobrachium nipponense, 1094 nucleotides. RefSeq lists its product as uncharacterized. The coding region runs from base 362 to 877 and encodes 171 amino acids. The record is from RefSeq and is a predicted model, not a curated record. The transcript has 3 exons. Lineage: Eukaryota; Metazoa; Arthropoda; Malacostraca; Decapoda; Palaemonidae.
GGGAAACAACGUACAUGUGCUCCUGACAAAAAACUAUCGGCUGUAUUGUGACGUCACUCCAUUUGAGGAAGAAGAAGAGCAUCAACAACAACUCCGUCAUUUGCUUUCGCUGAUCCCGCCACAUCUCUGUUUACCAGAAUCCACCAACACUCUUCCAUCAUGCCAAGGAAAUUUGUGCACACCAGUAAGAAAAAGCUGAUGAGGCAUUUGCAGGGGCAUAGGUAUCGGAGCAGCCACCGCCACAGAACCUUGCGGUAGAAGUUUCUGACUCCUUCUACUGUUGGUGAGGAGCUACCAACUUUGGCCCAGGACUUGGAGGUAUCUCCAACUCCACCACCCAAGCAGAGGAAGUGCACCUGCAAUGUCAGCUCAACCCUUAGUGAUCCUUCCUGCAGCACCCCAAGACCUUCAACCUCUUCCAGCAGUGGUGACAUCUGAGGUCACCCCAGAAAAUGUCCGCCCUUACCCUAAGGCUCCUCCCCGUCCUUAUGGCAAGGGACAAAAAAGGGUCCGUGCCUGCAUUCUCACCAAGAAUGAAGAAGUCAUCUCUGAUCUGCAGACCAAAGAUGAAAAAAUGAAGAAGGCAGAGGAAAAGAUGAUGAUGGGAGCAGGGAAGAAAAGCAAACUGAGAAGGCAGGCUGUCCCUAAACUCCUAGACGGUGAUGAGGAGGAUGACCCUGCAGUGCCACUCAUGCUCGGUGAUUCCUCUGAAAAUUCCAGUGAGCUGGAAGGGGACAUGGAAGCAGAUGGGCCUUAUCCCUUUGCAGUGAAGGAACCAGAGGUUGGGGACUUUGUGGUGAUUGAGCUUGAGCUUGAAGAGGGGAGGAACAGUGGGGCACCUGUUCAUUAUGUUUGUAAGAUGAUGAACACUAAGUAAGGGAAAUAUGAGGUGUUCUUCCUCCACAUGAAGCCUUUGUUUCCCAAGGACACAGUCUUGUUCCCUGCAGUUGAAGAUUUUGAAAAUGUGUAGGCUGUGCAGUGUAAGUGUCCUGACCACUGUGAAUGGCUGCACCCAGAGGCAGGAAACCCUAAUAAAGGUCUCCCCUCCACUGAACUCCUUCAAUAUGCAGUAGGGUAGGCUGUAAAUACGUAAU